CUAUCGCACGUAAAUUAUAAAAUUAUCUUUUGCCUCCGCCUCGCUCGCUGCAGGAAAGAAAAGACCCAAAUCCCUUCGUCAGUCGUCGAAGAAGCAGAAGACGAAGAACAAGAAAAAGAAAAAAAAACAUGUUUGCAGGACUACCAUUCUGAUGGUUACGCACGCCUGCAAGCUCAGUCUCCCGCAGGCCCACCCAACUUCGGUGGUCUCGUCCCUCCUCUUCGAGCCCACCUCCAAUUCUCUAGCACUCAUGUGCACCGAUUCUUCCGUACUCCUCCACCAUCCGAUCUCCCUCUCCUCCCCGCCCUCUCCCUCCCCGUCUCCAUCUUCCAUUCUCAUCCCUCCUCCCUCCACGUCAGCAUCCUUCCUCCGGCUCCACCCGUCCCCUGACCCCGCCGCGGCCCGUGUCGUCUUCCUCGCUGCUGGGCCCCACCGCUCCUCCGUCCUCCUCCGCGCUUGGAUCCUCCGCAGGACUGAGGGUUUUGCCCAUGCCCAGCUCAAUAUCAAGAACGGCAAUGGGAAAUCAGGCGCUUCCGGGGCCAUCCUCGAUCUCAGCCAUGGGUUCUCGAUCAAGGUAGCAGGGUCCAUCAAUGUCGUCGUCGUCUAUUCCGCUUCUGCUGGAAAGAUUUGGGUCCUCUCCGCGAGGCUGGUUGAUUGGGAGGAUGGCCGGACGGGUGUCGAUUUGAUGAAGUGCGGGGUUAUCGAAUGCACGGUCCCGAUUUGUUCGGUUUUUGCUUCGGCGGGGUUCUUGUUUUUGGGGCAGGAGAACGGGGUCCGGGUUUUCCCGCUGAGGCCAAUUGUGAAAGGGCGGCUUAGUAGGAAAGAGAGGGACUUGGUGAGGAGAAGAGUGAAGGAGGAUUUGAACGGCGGAUUGUUGAAGAAUCGGGUGAAGAAUUUGAAGAAUGGGGUGAUCCAGGCAGUUAGUGGAAAUUCAGUAAUUUAUAGGAAAAAUGCAGGUAUUUGUUGCAAUGGUGAUUUAGAAGGGGUACUGGAGGAUCCGUCAGAUGGUUCUGAAGGAAAGGCUGAGGCGGAUUAUGUUUCAGCUAAGCAUAAGACUGUGAAACUGAGGCAGGACUCAGGUGAGCUUGGCUCAUUAUUCGUGGCAUUCAAGGUCCUGGAGGUCGAAAGGUCAAAAAGUAAGCCAGCAGUACCGGCAUCUCUAAAAGCUGUUUCAAUCCAUGCUCUUUCCCGGCAAAGGUUUCUAAUCCUGGACUCGGUUGGUGAUGUUCACCUCUUGAGCCUGAACAAUAUUUUCCUUGGAUCAGAACUCACCAAGCACAGUUCAACACCCUUCAAAGGUUGUCACAUGAGGCGUUUGGAGUGUACCAUGAAAGUGCAGAUGCUAGCUGUUCUUCCCGAUAUUUCUACGAGAACACAAACUGUGUGGCUGUCAGAUGGAUGCCAUUCAGUGCACAUGACAUCGGUAGCUGAUAUGGAUGCUGCUACUGUUGGUGAGAGUGAUAAAAAAGAGGAAAAGCUAAUGCAAAUCUCAGCUAUUCAAGCAAUAUUUACUAGUGAAAAGAUUCAUGAUAUCAUUCCUUAUGCUGCAAAUGGGAUUUUGAUUCUUGGUCAAGGAAGUAUCUUUGCCUAUGCUAUUGCUUGAAGUCAAUAGAUGGUUUUAUCUUCUGUGGUGGAAAUUUCUGUAUCAAGCCAGCUUAGAACUUUAAAUGGAUUUAUGACAGUGUGGUUGGCUUUUCUGAAUCAGUGUUUUUUGAGGCAGAUGUAAGUGCGGGUUCUUGCUGAUUAUAUUGAUGCUGUCUAUCAACCUACCUUUGAUGUCGUGACCUGCAAUCUUCCUUUUCCAAUAGCAGUUUCUGAUUCAAAUGCAUCACUGAGCGCGAAAAGAUGCUAUUGGAAUCUGAAAUGCUGUUUUCGACAAAUGAGCCCCAGCCGCCUCUGCUUCGACAUAGGACUUGGGUGUGGGAGUGGGGAUCACCAACUCUCCUUGCUUGCGGCUCGAGGAGCUUCCAUUUCAUAUUUCAUCAUCAUCGGCAUUGUCAGGUUGGAAGAUGAAAUACUCUGCCGGAAGACAAAGGACAAACACGGGUAUGUUGCAGCUUCUGGUUUCUCUAUGUAACAUUAGUAUUGAAUAUAGAAAUCUUUGGAGACGGACAGACCCAAAGAUUCUGCCAUUUGUUUGGUCAUAGGGAUGUCAUUUACUCGCUGUUCAUGGGAAAUAAUAUUUGGGUUCGUGCAAAAGCUGUUGCAAUGAUGUGGCCCAGUUCUGAAAA
Magnolia sinica is the source of this 2231-nucleotide messenger RNA. RefSeq lists its product as uncharacterized. The record is from RefSeq and is a predicted model, not a curated record. The transcript has 8 exons. The coding region runs from base 152 to 1603 and encodes 483 amino acids. Lineage: Eukaryota; Viridiplantae; Streptophyta; Magnoliopsida; Magnoliales; Magnoliaceae.